UUGAACUCCAAAAAACACAGAAAAAAACACAGAGUAAAUAAACACCCAGAACACACUACUGAUUUCACUGAAAAGAAAUGGAACUUCAAAGUGGUUUUCCAUUACAGAUUCAACAGUUCAAAGCCCGCUUCAAGAAAAACUUCCUACUUUCUUGGAGGAGCAAGAGGUCCACAUUUGUUUCCUUAUUUUCAUCCCUCUUCUUCAUUUUCCUUCUCUUCUGCAUCCAAAAGGCCAUUGAUGCUCGGUAUUCGGGCAACACGAGUUUCAAGAACGUUUUCGAUCCCAAGCCUUUAGCAGGGCUUGCAAUUCCACCCUGUGAGGACAAGUUUUAUGCCAAACUACACUGUUAUGAUUUUCUCUGGAGUGGAAAUGAUAGUCAAAGGAUCGCUGGCAUUGUUCAGAAGAUUAUGGAUAACAAUCCUGGACGACCAAUCCCUUCAACCAAGGUUCAAUCAUUUAAGACAAGAAGUGAAGUUGAUGAAUGGCUACUCAAUCACCCCAUGCAUUGUUCUGGAGCUCUGCAUUUUAUGGAAAUAAAUUCUAGCGUUAUCAGUUAUGGCAUACAAACAAACUCCACUCCAUUAGCUAUGCGAGGAAAUUACGAGGAUCCUACUUUCAAGUUCCAAAUUCCAUUUCAAAUUGCUGUGGAGCGUGAAAUAGCUCGUUCUCUAGUUGGAGAUAAAAAAUUCAGUUGGCAGGUCAGUUUGAAGGAAUAUGCACACCCUGCAAUUACAAUUUUCUCCGCAUUAGGUACAGCAGGGCCAACUUUUUUCUUUGCUAUUGCCAUGUUUGGCUUUGUGUUUCAAGUCAAUGCAUUGGUGACAGAGAAAGAACUCAAGCUUCGCCAGGCCAUGACAAUGAUGGGACUCUAUGACACUGCCUACUGGUUGUCUUGGGUUGCUUGGGAGGGUAUUAUCACUCUGCUUUCAUCACUACUGACAGUUCUUUUUGGAAUGAUGUUUCAAUUUGACUUUUUCCUCAACAACAGCUUUGGGGUUGUGUUCCUUCUCUUUUUCCUCUUCCAAUUCAAUAUGAUUGGUUUUGCCUUUCUAUUGUCUGCGUUCAUUAGCAAGACAUCUUCAUCCACAAGUUCCGGAUACUAUAUUUUCGUUGUUGGUACAAUAACUCAGGUAGUUACAGUGUUUGGAUUUCCAUACAGUCAUAACUUCCAGAAUUUUUUUCGAAUCAUUUGGUCUUUCUUUCCACCAAAUCUUCUAUCUGAGGGCCUUCAACUGCUCUCUGAUGCUACUGCAACUCCACAAGACCCUGGAAUUAGCUGGAGUGGAAGGUCAAAAUGUGCACCAAAUGACACAGAAUGCGUGAUAUCAAUUAAUGAUAUUUACAUAUGGCUUAUAGCAACAUUCUUCCUGUGGCUCAUAGCUGCAAUCUACUUUGACAACAUUAUGCCCAAUGCAAAUGGGGUGAGAAAAGCAUCGUUUUACUUCUUGAGUCCUCGGUACUGGACGGGAAAAGGUGGAAACAGAGUGGAAGAGGGUGGCGUUUGUAGCUGCACGAGGUCAAAUCUUCCCGCAGAGAAUAUAAUACCAGAUGACCAAGAUGUCCUGGAAGAGGAAAACCUUGUUAAACAGCAGGCAGCAGAAGGUUUGCUUGAUUCAAAUGUUGCAGUUCAGCUACGUGGUCUCGCGAAGACAUUUCCUGGUGUGAGAAGAAACAUCUGUUGUUGUAAUUGCAAGAGCUCUUCAGCUUUCCAUGCUCUCAAGGGUUUGUGGCUGAACUUUCCAAAAGAUCAGUUAUUUUGUCUACUUGGACCGAAUGGAGCAGGAAAAACUACUGCUAUCAAUUGCUUGACUGGUAUUACCCCAGUUACCAGUGGAGAUGCAUUGGUGUACGAAAAUUCCAUCCGAAGUUCCACAGGCAUGUCAAACAUUCGAAAGAUGAUAGGAGUUUGUCCUCAGUUUGACAUUCUUUGGGAUGCAUUGUCCGGCAAAGAGCAUCUCCACCUUUUUGCAACUAUCAAAGGCCUGACCCCUGCCUCAAUCAAAUCUGUUGUGGAAAGAUCAUUAGCAGAAGUUAAACUUACUGAGGCAGCCAGAAUGAGAGCUAGCAGCUAUAGUGGCGGAAUGAAACGGCGUCUUAGCGUUGCCAUAGCCCUGAUUGGUGAACCAAAAUUGGUUGUAUUAGAUGAACCGACAACUGGUAUGGAUCCUGUAACUCGAAGAUAUGUCUGGGACAUAAUUGAAGAUGCAAAAAGAGGUCGUGCAAUCAUUCUGACUACUCAUUCAAUGGAAGAAGCUGAUAUCUUGAGCGAUCGAAUAGGAAUUAUGGCAAAAGGAAGGCUUCGCUGCAUCGGGACUUCAAUAAGGUUAAAAUCAAAGUUUGGAACUGGCUUUGUUGCUAGCAUAAGUUUUUCAGGGGCCACUUAUGGAACUCCAAACAACAGAGAAGAUAAUGUUACUGCGACACAAGUUGAAGCAGUGAAACAGUUCUUUAAAGACCAUUUAGAUGUGGUACCUAAAGAGGAGAGCAGGUCUUUCCUGACCUUUGUAAUUCAGCAUGACAAGGAAAAGCUCCUGAAGAAUUUCUUUGCUGAGCUCCAAGAAAGAGAGAGAGAAUUUGGUAUAGCAGACAUCCAACUUGGUCUUACAACUCUUGAAGAAGUAUUUCUGAACAUCGCCAAGCAAGCAGAGCUGGAAACUGCUAUAGCUGAAGAAAGAUACGAAACUCUGACUUUAAACUCCGGCACAUCUAUCCAAGUACCUGUAGGAGCUAGAUUUGUUGGAAUUCCUGGAACAGAAACUGCAGAAAAUCCUAGAGGUACCAUGGUUGAAGUAUAUUGGGACCAAGAUGACACCGGAGGCCUCUGCAUUUCUGGUCACUCUGCAGAAAGUCCAAUACCACCUCAUGUUGAAGCAAGACCAUCAGCAGUCACAUCUCGUAGAAGAAUUUUAGGCCGAUCAGGACAAGUUUAUGGAUUUCUAAUUGAUCCUGAUCAAAUCAAUCAUGUAAACUCUUAGUAAUUCUUUGUCAAAUGCAAAACAUUAUACAUGCUACAUGCUUGUAUGUGUCUUGAUGUGUUUCAUUUGAGUUAGGAUUUUGUUUCAAUAACUUAUUACAGCUUAUAAGA
Molecule: messenger RNA, 3085 nt
Organism: Coffea eugenioides
Lineage: Eukaryota; Viridiplantae; Streptophyta; Magnoliopsida; Gentianales; Rubiaceae
Product: ABC transporter A family member 2-like
Exons: 16
Coding region: 78-2975 (965 amino acids)
Biological process (GO): transmembrane transport; lipid transport
Cellular component (GO): intracellular membrane-bounded organelle; membrane
Molecular function (GO): ABC-type transporter activity; ATP binding; lipid carrier activity
Source: RefSeq, a predicted model, not a curated record